UGUAAACUCAUACAUGAUCAUUUGUCUUGCUGCGUCAGUGAACGUACGGGCAAAUAUCAACUUAAGAUCUUUAAAACUUUAAACAAGUUUUUUAUUUUAAAAUUUACCACCUUACGGUCUAAAGCCUAGAAAUCGAAGAUGUCAGUUUCUCGACCUCGCCAGAAUUUCCACCAGGAUAGCGAAGCUGGAAUAAACAAACAGAUCAACAUGGAGCUGUAUGCUAGCUACUGCUACAUGUCAAUGGCGUACUACUUCGACCGUGACGAUGUAGCGUUGAAAGGAUUCAGCAAGUUCUUCAAGGAGUCGUCUGAUGAGGAGCGUGAGCACGCGGAGAAACUGAUGAAGUAUCAGAACAAGAGAGGCGGUCGCGUUGUCCUUCAGGCCAUCACCAAGCCAGAGCGUGACGAAUGGGGCACUGGUCUUGAGGCUAUGGAAGCAGCUCUUGCUUUAGAGAAGAGUGUCAACCAGGCCCUUCUGGACCUUCACAAGGUCGCCGAUAGCCACGGCGAUGCACAGAUGUGCGACUUCCUGGAGUCCGAGUACUUGGAGGAACAGGUGAACGCCAUCAAGGAACUCAGUGACCGCAUCACCAACCUCAAGCGUAUUGGUUCCGGCCAUGGCGAGUGGCACUACGACAAGGAACUCCAGUAAACAUGACGUCACAAACUUCAGCGUCAUCAUGACCUGUAUACAUGUUUUUACCUGGACAUUAAACUUUCUUUUUUUACUUUCUUUUUUUUGGAGCAAAAAGACAGGUCUCUACUUUUAAAACUUUAGUUCAAAAUAAAUAAAAGGCAUAAAGACUGAA
Ruditapes philippinarum (Manila clam) is the source of this 808-nucleotide messenger RNA. Its product is annotated as soma ferritin-like. Bases 139 to 651 code for a protein of 170 amino acids. Gene Ontology annotation, molecular function: ferrous iron binding; ferric iron binding. The record is from RefSeq and is a predicted model, not a curated record. NCBI's taxonomy places the organism in Eukaryota, Metazoa, Mollusca, Bivalvia, Venerida, Veneridae. The transcript has 4 exons. Gene Ontology annotation, biological process: intracellular iron ion homeostasis; iron ion transport. Gene Ontology annotation, cellular component: cytoplasm.